Molecule: messenger RNA, 2370 nt
Organism: Chlamydomonas reinhardtii
Lineage: Eukaryota; Viridiplantae; Chlorophyta; Chlorophyceae; Chlamydomonadales; Chlamydomonadaceae
Exons: 10
Coding region: 52-1833 (593 amino acids)
Source: RefSeq, a predicted model, not a curated record
GAAUCGAAUUGAUGCGUCCGAACGGGACAGUUAUUCCUAGCAUCCACAGCUAUGGCUCAUUUACUUUUUUACAGUGGGUUAUCUAAGCAGCUCACCUUACCAGAGCUAUCUCCGGGCCCGGUCCUGCUGCUGGGCGACAAGGAUGCGGUGUUGGGCUCGGCGCACUGCGAUCUAACAGCUGCGCACCUUCAAGAGGUGGCGGAUGCCCUGCCAACGCCGCUGGCCAUCCAGGGCGCAUUUGCACCCUCGCUGGAUGAAGCGGUCAAGGUGUCGGCACAGUUGCAAAGCCUGGGAUUUGGCGGCUCGGGGAGCCUGGCUUCCACGGUGCAGGACGGCAAGUUGCAGGUGGUGCGGUUGACAGCCAACGCCGCUGCCGGACCCGUGCUGGAGCUGAAGCCACUGGUGUCCCUGGACGAGUGGCUGCAGGGGCAGCGGGUCUUCAGGUGUGAGCUGCCGUUGCGAUUGGAAGUGGUAGACGACGGCGCAACGCCUGCCGCCGCCGCGCUGCAAGCCGCCGUGUCUGGCCUUGUGCAACAGCUGGAGACACCUGGCAUCUCGUACCUCGCUAGUAACAGGAGCUCGGGUGCUGGCAGCAAGCAGCUACUGCAGCCUUCCUCAGAGGGCUUGGUCGACCUGCUGCCGGGGUCAACGUCCACCGGUGCGGUCACCGGCGCGGGCUUUAUCAACUGCACCCCGGUGCUGUCCACCGCAGCCCUGGCCGCGCCACCCGCGGGGCCAGCGUUUGCCUACCGCCCGCUAGGCGCUUCCUCGGCCGGCGCUGCGGCUGCCGCCAGCACCUCAGCGCCGCUGCGGCUGGACGUGUUGGUGUAUGUGCGCCGCGGCAGCCGGGUGUCGGCGGCUGUGGCGGCGGUGACACGGGCGCUGGUGGGCCAGCUGCAGGCGGCUCAGCGGGUGCUGGGAAGGCAGCAGGCCAAGGUGCUGCCGGUGCGCGCCUACCACUUCCUGCCGCCGGGCUGCGGUCAUCACCUGACGGUGCUGUAUCCCUCGCUGCUGGCCGACACCGAGCUCAACGACCUGAAGCUGCUGCCGCUGCGCCAGCGCCUGCACGGGCUGCUGGGCCUGCCCACCAACCGCCCGCUGCUGAGGCCAGCUAACGCGCUGGAGCUGGCGGGUGAUGGAGACGGAGACGGCGGCACGGGCGGUGGCAGCGCGGUGGCGCGGCUGCGGGAUGUACACCUGGGUCUGGCAGCACCAGGCAUCGGCGGGCUCAUGGAGAUGGUUCAGGGUAACUACGAGUACUGCCACUACAUGCAGGACCGCUUCAACGACUCCGGCUGGGGCUGCGCGUACCGCUCACUUCAAACCAUCGUGUCCUGGUUCCGGCUGCAAAAGUACACGGCAAAGCCCAUCCCUACGCACAAGCUCAUCCAGCAGACGCUGGUCAAGCUGGGCGACAAGGCGCCGUCCUUCGUGGGCUCGUCUAACUGGAUCGGCGCCAUCGAGCUGUCGUACGUGCUGGAUGACUACCUGGGCGUGCAGUGCAAGUUCCUCACCGUCAACCGGGGCGCGGACAUCCCCAGCCACGCGCGCGAGCUGGCGGCGCACUUCGCCACGGUGGGUUCGCCUGUGAUGAUUGGCGGUGGCGUCCUGGCGUACACACUGCUGGGCGUGCGCUUCAACGAGAGCACCGGCGAGGCGGCAUUCCUCAUCCUGGACCCGCACUACACGGGAGGCGAGGACCUGAAGAAGAUCCAGCAGGGGACGUGGGUGGGCUGGAAGCAGCCCGGCGACAACGCGGCGGCGGGCGGGCCGCUGUUUGUGGAGGAUGCGUUUUACAACUUCCUGCUGCCGCAGCGGCCCAACACCGUCUAGGAACGUGCCGGUUGAUGCUGUCUCACACAGACAUUUGGAGGUUGUGGUUAGUUGUGGUGACUGCCGUUUGCAAAUUGCUGAGGGUAGUACGCAUGGACGACGGGCUCAGCCCAUACGGUACUCAUUCAGACUUUCAAUGGGAUCCAGGGCUGCAAAACAGGAGAACGACGUGUGGCAAAGGCGUUUGAGGCAUUGUGUGUGAAGGCCUGUGUAUGUGGGAGUUCAAAGCACCUUGGACUGGGGCACCUCUGGGCACCUCUGUUCAGGUUCAGGUCGGUUCAGGUCAGAGUUGCGGGGCAGACUUGGACUGGCACGACAGGUUUUGCUGCUGGUUCGCGAGCGCAGCCCAUUCUUUCGCCUGGGCCGAUUGAUGCGCCUUUUAUAGUAGGGUGAUAUGCGGCCAUAUAAGAUUGAGGUGGAGCCUGAGACCAGAACCGCGGCACACGCGCCUGCCCGGAUGCGUUUUCUCCCUGGUUUUCCCAAACUUUUUCUGUUUGGCUUUCGUUUUAAAGCUUUUGUAGUGACCAGAUUGCUAUC